AUGCCUGAGAAGCGGGAGAAGAAAAGGAAGGACGUCAGUUGGAAGGAGAAGAUGCGGAAGGCGAUGCUGGCACCGCCCCUGAGGAAGUUGACCUCGAACGGGACCUUCGAGGUCACGGAGGACACUCCGCCUGACAUGCUGGAAGGUUGCAUGGACCUCAACGUGGUCCUUCCUUCUGGCAAAGAAGUCCGCGUCACCAUCGAACGAAAGACGCCCAUGAUGGACCUGUUGGUGCAGGUGACGACAGCCAACAAGAUAAAUCCCGGAGGCCACAUGAUCCACCUUUUCACCGACAGAGGAAAGGACUUCAUUCACUACAAGCCCAACACGCCCAUCGGUGCGUUGGAGACGUCAACCAUCCACAUCGUUCCUAAGAACAGCAUCCUUGACCCGGCCGUGAAAAAGCCGGAGAAAGUCAACGGACAGCCGUUCGAGAAGACAAUCCGUCUUCAGGCAAGUUCCUACGCAGCUUACUAUCAUGCCAUUACACGAGAUGGAAGCGCUGGAUCGCAAAAGUGGAGCAAGGCGACUUCUCUGUCUUAUCUCUCUUCGACCUUAGAUAUGAAAUUUUCAGUGAAUCUGCCGCGGAAUCAGUUGACAUUCCUGCGGGUGAAUCCCCGAACUGCGUUGGCAGAAGUCCUCCGACACGUCUGCGAAGAAAAGUCCUUGGAUCCCAGAAAAUACGAACUCCGUCAUCCACGCAACCUGAACGAGCGGUUGCAGUUGAGCCGGAGCAUCUCUGAGUAUCAGAUCUCGGAAGUGAGCGUCGUGGUGGCGAACAAGGGAAAUCACCACGGAUCCAUUCUCUCCUCGGCUGACAUCUUGGCCAUGCACCGAUCCUCCGACGAUCCCAUCGGACCUAAUCAAAAGGGAUUCAACUAUCGCAAAAGCAAAUCCAGCAUGGGAGAUUCGAGCGCAAGUAGUGACAGCCUGGGGGAUCGAAGCAGCCCCGGGCUAUCCCCGACCCGAUCCGACGAAUCCCUGACUCGAAGUGUCUCUCCACCCUCCACAUCCGCUCCCAUCUUUCCCAAGCCUCCUCCCAGGGUUCGCAAGAGACCUGCACCCAAACCCCCCGCUACCAAUGGACAGAGUACCACCCUUUCCAGAGGAGCAUCUGAUGCAUCUUCAGGUUUCUCCGAGAAACAUGUUAAUGGGAAGCAUGAUGAGGGAGAGGCAACAGAAGGGAAGCCCAAGACUUCAACUCCGACGCGAGACGGGAAAGUGACGAGUUUCUCCAGCCUCACAAACCUGACGACAAUCAACAGCACUUCGAAUUUGUCAAUUGCAUCAACGACAGGGAAGAAGCGAAGGGCCCCAGCCCCACCAACGCAAGCUAUCAAGGAAGAGUCUGGAGAUGCCAUGGAGGCCAUGAAUGGAGAUGGACAUGAAGCCCCUAUUGCCCAGAAGUCUACUGUAAGAAGACAAAGCAGCUCAAGCAGUGCCAAUGGCAUGGAGUCUAUUUCGAUCGAGAGGGAAACCAAGCUGGAGAAACUCCCGGAUCCGGUGCAAAUUGAGACGGUAGAGAAAGUGAAAAUGUUGACUGUGGAAACAGAGGUAGAGGCUGGGAACGGGAAUGUGUCCGUAUCGCCCAGUCUUUCCUCCGAUCACAGCUCCACUGUAAGUGGUGUUUCAUCACCUACUCACAGUGAAGAUCUUCCCAACGGGCAGCGUUUUCGACAUCCAAUCCCAAAACCUCGUAAGCAGACAGUGGAAAACCUCCUGUCUCGUGGUGGUGGUAGUGGCUCGAGUUCUGUGAAGAAGGUUGACAGUAGACCAAAUGCCAAAAUAUCCGUGCAACCGCCUGCACAGGUCCCACAAAGAAUAUUGUCCCAAGCCAGUGUAGACUCUGCAGAUAGUAUUGCGCUCAGUCAAAUCAGUGUGGACUCGGAAAGCAAUUUUCCAAGUUUCCAUCACGACCGUGACGGCUUGGGUGUAGCAAACGAAAAAGAGGCGGAACAGGAAGAUAAGAAACGGAAGAGUGGCUUCAGGGGAACUCUGUCAAAGCUUGGGCAUAGACUAAAGAAGCCCAAAACUGAUAGCAAGAAACAUGAGGAACCUGCACCGCAUGUCCCACAUCUUCCAAGUUUGGGAGAGGAUGACUUAGAGUUAGACAUGCGAUUGUUUGAAUCCCGCAAGUCAAUCACCGUUCCAGAACGGAAUCAAAAGAGGGUAGCUCCCAAAGUUCCUCCUACUAUGAGCAAGGAUGCAGAUAGUGAAAAACCAGCCCAGGUGAAACGAGAGGAAUUUAGGGCUUCACGUCAGGCUCCAUCGAUGCAGUCAUCCAGUGGGAAGGCCAACGUAUCUUCCGAGUUCAAGGUAUUGAAGGACAUCAAGAGCUCGCCCAUUUUGGAAAUUAAAAACAGGGACCGUGAGGUUCCAAAGCCUGCCAGGAUCCAUCGAGAAGUGUCUAGCUCUUCAAGCUUGAAGGAGGACAUGAUAGAGCCAAGGGAGAACCUGGGACACUGGCCGAAUGUUGAUUCCUUGAACCACUUGUCGGAUCUUGAUGAGGAAGAUAAGGGCCUUCGCUUGCGUUCAGUCACCAGCAAAGCCUCUGCUGAUCUGGACUCAGAUCAUGAAGUCCAGGAGAGGAAGGCAAGCCUGUCGUCUGAGGGCUCCACUUUGAGUGAAUCCUUUGGCCAAGCUGUUGCCAUAGCUGAAAAGUACCAUAGUGAAGAAGAAAACCAACCUCUCACUUCUCAAGAAAUGGAGGUGGAAGAACUGCCACUUGUGAAGGGCAAAGAUCAGAGAGAUGAAGUAUCCUCAAUGAUGGGGGAUACCAUAGAGAAGAGUAAGGAAGAGAGGAGGGUAGAUGAGGAGAGACUGAAGCAAGUUGAGUCAGAAAUUGUAGAUUUUCCAGUUCCAGAUUCCAUAGAGCCCCCUGAUGGAUUUAAAGGGACACCACAGGGCUCAAUGGAGCUCCUGGACAAGAUCCCUGAGCCACCAAGUGCCUUCAAGGAUGAUGAAGAGACAUCUGUGGAUAGUUUCCAGGUGUCUACUAGAGAUGCAGAGACUGGAAUGGAACCAGAAUCAUAUGGGGAAUCAGAUUUUGGUGACAGUCGAAAAUCCAGCUCAGAUUCCAGCAGUUUACAGUCCCCUCCCCCUCUGCCAAUGUCUUCACCUCCCAAGAAGAAGCCAGAGACUGAAGCAUCAAGGAAGCAGGAUGCCUUUGCCCAGACUGGUCCAUCCAUUAACUUCUCGAUUGACACAUAUGGAAGGCGUUCUUCAUCAGAGGAGCGGAAGUUGAUGAAGUCCGAGUCUUUCUCGUCAUCUUCUAAUCAGUCCACUCCAAGGCUUGGUGUGUCUAAGGCCGAGUCUUUCACUGCGAAGUCUUUCUCAAGAGGGCCUGGACUGAGUAAAGGCCAAGCUGGAAUUAGUGAGAGCAGUGAAGAUGAGCAGCCAUCUCAGAUGAAUGGGCCUUUCAAGAUGCCUCUUCCUGUAACAGGAGGAAUCAGUGUGUAUAAUACAAAACCUUGGAUUGUCCGCAAGACCUCUGCCUCAGCCAACCGACCGGCUUCAAACAAGGUGAAGACCAGUAGGGGGAGCCUGAGUGAAUUUCGAGCAACUUCGAUGCAGAACCUUAGUACGAGUAGUGCAUCAGAGGAUGAUAGUGCCCGUGUCCACCCCCAGAAUGGAUCAAAGGAAUCUGAUCACAUUGACAGCUCUCUGCGUAGAGCAACUAGUGACCUUCAUGUCUCAACUGGGACUGAUGGAGAUGAGCAUGAUGAAAUGGAGAAGGAAUAUAUCAAGCUUCAGCAGCAGAGCUACCAUUGGCAAAAUCAACUGAUUCAUAAUCAGAGCAUCUUGGAGAACUUUGCUCCCCAGGGCUCCACUUCACUCCAGUCUUUUACAAUGAUCAAAGACCUCAUGCCAAGAAUCAACAAUUCCACCAUGAAUGCUGAGGAUCAGGAAGCUAACCUAGAACCAAAAGAAAAGAACAAAGAAGUGAAAGCGCAGACACUCCCAAGACAAGGUACUGAACAUGCUCCUGAGGUCACGUUAAGAGAGAAAUCAGCCACCAUCGCUCGUAUGGAGCCCAGCAAGCGUUACUCCUAUCAGGGUCCCCCAACAAUCAACAUGAGUACUUGGAGUGAACGACCUCGAGAUCGUCCCAUCCGCACCCAGGAUAUGUGGGGAUCAACUAUCAUUGAUCCCCCACUUUAUUCUCGCGGUGGAAGAGUCAUAGAUACACCACAAAUGUCUGUUAAGGACCGCAUGGCAGAAUAUCAUUCCAAGAGGCAGGAGAUCCUGCGUUCCUUUGAAGCUCCACUUGAACCAGUAGUUUCAACAGCAUCGACAAAGUCAGAGCCAGUAGUUUCAAUAGCAUCAACGAAGCCAGAACCAGUAGUUUUAAGAACAUCGACAAAGCCAGAACGGGUCAUUUCAGAUUCUCCACGUUCUGAAACGGUCACAAUUCCAAGUCGGCCAAAAUCAGCCAUGGACUGGUGGCAGUCACGUGAAAAAGCUGCCCAAUCAAAUCCUGUGCCAAAAGUGAAACAUGCUAUCCCAUAUGGACGUAAUGAUGGCACAGUUGCUGAGGAGUCUAUCAGCGAGCAGGAAGAGGAGGUAAUACGUAGCCAGAUCUUGAACUUGGCUCGCCGGCCAUCAGGUGAUCGAGAGAGAGAAGCCUUACAGAUCACAAAAGUGAACAUCACAAAAGAGGACAAAGGGAACAGUCCCAGUCGACUUCCAGUGCGGAAGACGGCCGAUACGUCUAGUCAGAAUGGACACAAGUUCACUUCUGUGGUCACAGUGUCCAAUGGUGUCUCCAAGCCUAGCAGCCUUCCAAUUCCUGUUGCCAACAAGGAGGUGCCUCCCCCACCCCCAAUGGGUGGUGCAGCGAUUUUUAUGCAGAAGCGGGUUACUGCUGGAGGUCGUCGCAUCGUUCCUCCCAAGAAUCAACCCAAACUGGAUCCUCGAGAGGAACUGAUGAUUGCCAUCAGAAACUUUGGAGGACAUGAAAGCUUGAAAAAAACAGGUUAG
This is a messenger RNA of Darwinula stevensoni, 4980 nucleotides long. The record is from the annotation of a GenBank genome assembly. Lineage: Eukaryota; Metazoa; Arthropoda; Ostracoda; Podocopida; Darwinulidae.